AUGGCCCAUUCCCAUCCCAACCCUCGUGAAAUGGAUGUGGCCCGUUCUCUCGUCAACCUAGCUCAUGACUCUGAAGGAAACAGGAACACAAACCAGAACGUCAACGAGAACGUGGGCACCCAGACUCGGUUUUAUCCCCAGCAGCAAGCUUUCAGCUUGAGAACCGCAAGGCGCGGAUCUCAGAAUAGAGUGAUCAUGACAGAGCCCGGAGAGGGGCCAAACGGCGCACCCCUCGGUCAUGCACAUAGCAACAACUACACCGGACAGCGCGCCCAGGCGAUAAAUCCUGUGCCCGCUCCGGCUCAUACGGCAACUGGAGGGAGCGCCCUGCGAGGACACCUCAUACGACAGCAGCUCCUGGCCGGCAUUGCGCCGGAAAACGUCGUUACCAUUGACCGGCACCGUCAAGCAAAUCCCAUUGCCAACAUCAACAGCCAAGAGACUCCUUCGUUGAUCCAUAUCACCAAUCAAGGCGUGUAUUUCCCUCCUGUGCCCCCUGCGACCUACAUACCUCCAACUGCCUACCCCAUCCCAGACAACCCUUUGGUGAAAGAAGAAAUACCCGUUGGGCAGCACUUGCAAGUACCCCAGGAGAGGCAUUUCAGACAAAGACCGACUUUUGAACGACCUCCUGCUUUUGCUGCAAAUAUGAUAAGAAACAACUUUGGUGCAUACGGAGCUCAGGAGCACCAGUAUGCAGGGUCUAUGAAUAGCUUCCCUGCAAACGUUGGUGGUUACCCUCACGGUGCAUACAUGCCUCCAGGAUACUUUCAGCCCCCUGCGGAUCCAUUCAACCCACACCCAGGAUACUAUGGUCAUACCACGUUUCCGCCCGUGAAGACUGAGCCUGAUGUAGAGUCCCACUGCUACAUGCCUCCAGAUAACCAGACACAUAUCUUUGGUCCGGCGUUCGCUGGAAACGCCCAUCUUGCUCACGGUAUCCCCAACAUGAAACGCGAGAGCUACUCCCGGCCGACCCCGAUACAGAGAGCUCCAUUCCAGUACCCAGUCCCGGGUUACGGAAUGGUAAACGAGCACGGCAGAGGUGCGCCUCGGACUAUGCAAAGUGCUAACCAAACUCAUUUCAUCGGUGGAAGACAUCUUGAGCAGCCUCAGGCACUUACACUUGAACGUCCAUCUGGUUCCACGCAAAGCACUAAGACCGUCAUUAAAGAGGAACCUAUGAUGGAACCUCAAGGAGUUAUGCCAGAAGUCAUUAUUCAAGAGGCCUCUCACAGCUUCAACAUCCUAAGUGCUCUUCUCAAACACCCGGAAACUGCCAUACUUAUGACCGGCGAACUCCGUGUCCAGGACCUCAUCAGCCUGCAGACAACAUCCAAGGCAUGCAAUGCGUUUGUGAUCAAGUACCUUCCGAAGAUUAUCCGCCUCCAAACCCUACGCCGGUCCCGUGUGGCGUCUCACAUAUUCCCCUGGCGCUGUUAUCGGAAGCUACUGUUCAAGCGAGUAGCUGGACAGGAUGAGAAUGUCCCAGUUCCCGUGUCAAAUCCGGAUGGCUCAGUCCUCGCCUAUACCGCUUCAUUCCGCUGGCUUCAGAUGGUUAGAUCCCGCGACCAAACAAUCCACACAAUCCUCAUCGCGCUUAGAAACGCUGGAUUUGGCUUUCCUCCCCGGUACAAGUUUGCCAUUUACAAACUGUGGUUUCUGAUGGACAUCCCUGAUACACGGCGUCGCGAGUGGACCGUCGCGAAUCGGAACCUCUGGACAGACCUCGAUAUCUUCAUGGCUAUUUUCUUCAUUGUUCGCAUUGACAUGUUCGUCAAGGUCGUGCGCGGAAACCUAACCGGCGGCCAGCGACGUCUUAUCAUGGCUCAACGCAGUCUAAAUCUUUGUCGUGAUAUGUUGACUGGCCGUGCCGUAAGGGACGAUAUAGAGCUUCUCAGCGAGCUCAUUCGCUGGCGGUACAAUGCUUACCCUGGCGAAGAGCUUGGGGAUGAGGUCCUCGGUGUGCCGGUUGCUGAGAUCGGUUCUCUGCAGUAUGAAGGAUACGGCAAAGGUCGCGAACAGAACAGAAAGAUACGACGCCCAGAUGAGAUUAUCCUCAGGGAGGCUCGCAGGAGGCGCCUUGACGCCCAUCAGCUGUACGUGCGGAUCUUUGUUCAUGGCCAGCCUCAGACAUUGACCACAUGUGAGCGUCCGCUUAUCCCUUGGGAUCUUGAAGUUCGGACUACAUUCCAGGGUACCGACGAAGAUAUUGAGGCAUUUGUCCACUUGGAUUAA
This is a messenger RNA of Aspergillus mulundensis, 2238 nucleotides long. RefSeq lists its product as uncharacterized. The transcript has a single exon. Lineage: Eukaryota; Fungi; Ascomycota; Eurotiomycetes; Eurotiales; Aspergillaceae. The record is from RefSeq and is a predicted model, not a curated record. Bases 1 to 2238 code for a protein of 745 amino acids.